This is a messenger RNA of Caenorhabditis auriculariae, 8187 nucleotides long. The record is from the annotation of a GenBank genome assembly. NCBI's taxonomy places the organism in Eukaryota, Metazoa, Nematoda, Chromadorea, Rhabditida, Rhabditidae.
AUGGUGGCCCCAUCUCCGUACCGUACCGCAAUCAUUGAUUGUGUCAAAAGCGGAAUGACAAAUUCAGAGAUCGUUAAAAAGCUGAAAGUGUCUCGUGUUCUCGUUUUUCGAAGUGCACAACGCUAUCGGCGUCUCGGUACUUCAGAUGACAUGCAAAGAAGGGGACGUCCAGUCACCGUCACGACUCCAGAAGCAGUCAAAGCUCAAGAGUGGUGUCGCGCCAAUUUUCCCGAGUUCAUCUCGGCUGCUGAUUGGCCUGCUUCCUCGCUCGACCUCAACCCGAUGGACUAUGCCGUGUGGAUAUAUCUGACCGAGAAGGUCUCUUCUAAGAACUACCCAAGUAUCAAAGCUCUGAAGACCGCGCUCAUCAAGAAAUGGGACGAAAUCGACGACGACUACCUUCGUGACGUGAUCGAUGCGUAUCCGAAGAGACUGAAGGCCGUUAUCAAACGUUUUGAAAACUAUUUUUGAAUUUUGUUUCUAUAUUGUAUGAAUAAAAUUUGUUCCAAGUUUGGUGGUGUUUGGUUGACUUUUGAGAAAGUUAUAACGUUUCAAACGCGUUUCAAUAUUUAUUGCCCACCCUGUGGUUUAAAAAUUGGAUUGUUUAAUUUGUUUUGAUUUAUUGAUUUCAACCAAUAGAGGUUGAACUUUUGAACGAUUUUGUGUACGUUUUUCGCAUAUGAGGGCUAAUUCUAAACGAGUGCGCCACAUAAAUUGGACAAUCGAAAAGAGAGAGGCCAACGGUACCGGUUGGUGGGCAGAAGCGCACGUAAUUCGGCUCUGGAGAGACGCCAAUGGUAAGCAGACUGGCCGUUGAUGCAAUUUCCGUCUUCAAAAUGCCAGCAACUCUAUUAAUUGUUCUCUUAUUUUGAUGCCCGAUUUGCCUUUUGCUUUUGAUCGUUGCGUAACUGUCCGACGAAUUGCCGAAGUAAACUUUGGAGCGCAUCGCUCUAUAAAAGGCUUCAGUCGGCGGGUUUUGGCUCAAUUAAGAAGAAAACUUUGUCCGUGAGUUUGAAUUAUUGCUGUCCAUUUUUUCAUUGUAUCAUAAAACUUUGUUCAACUUUCUCAUAGCCAUGGCCUUCAAAAAACCAGAAAACUGUUCGAUUUCUAUUCAUAUCAUUCCAUUUUUCAUUAUUUCAAUUCGUCGCUCACUUAAACCAGAAAAUUUAUAACUCUUUUACAUCUCGAUUCCGCUGGAAAAAACCUUUUCUUUUGACUAGGAAGUUUUUGGACUUUUUCACUUUCUCAACAUUUUUUGACCUUUCUGUUCAUUCACUUUGUUUUUAUUGAAGUUCACCCUCAAGCUUCAUUUGUUAUUUCUGAAGGUUGUUUCUCUGUUUUUCCCAAAAGAUAUGAGUUGAUGGGAAUAUCAGAGCUUCAAAAGAAUUUUUUUGAGGCGCAGAAAUUUAUUGAUUUGUUCUUGAAAAUUAACUAUUCAAACAAGAAGCUCAGCUGGAAACUAGAAAUAUUUUAGUGCUCUGAAAACUGGAUGAGAUAAUUAUUGGGGAAUUUCUGGCACGGAAAAGGAAGUACUGACAGAAAAGAUACGAAAAAACGCGACUUUGGUCAUAAAAUUUUUGUAAGAAAUUCAAUCUUCCUGAAAUUUUUGAAGCUACCUUUUUUUCUGUGAAUUUAAACAUCAUCAGAGUGUUAAAAAUAACAUUCUUUACAACUCCAAGAAGUUUCAGAAAGAUAGAAUUCCCUACAAGAAAGUUGGGACCGGAACCCUCGUUUUUUAGUGUCUUUUCUGACGGUUCUGUAUGUAGCUAUUGAGUAACCAGCAUAAUUAAAAAUGUUCUGGGACAUUGAAGACUUCAAGAAUUUUUUUAUAUUUAUUUUUAAUUAUAUAUAAAACAAAUUUCAGCAGCAUACAGCGCAGAAAAACCAAAAAUCGAGGCAGAAUGUAGUUUUCUUCUUUUUUUCAUCCUGGCAAAAACUCUAAUAACGUUCAUAUUCGCACCAAAUUUGUACAAAUCCAAUUGGUCUGAGUAUGGUCAAAAAGUCAGUGACGCGCCGCGUUUUUAGCAAUGUUCUCCUUCAAUAAACAACCGAUUCAAGUGGUUUGAGAAGCUUAUUAAGGCUAGUUGGCGUACUCACUCGGCGCACAUCUGGAUUUGGCGUUUGUCCACUUUGCCUCACUUCUUUCUUUUCCACUUCCGAUCAGCUUUUUAUCAUCUCUCGAAUAAUUUUGUCUUGAUUGAAUGAGCUUUUUUUUUGGUCACUGUUCUGUGCAAUAAAAAGGUUUUUUUUUUAGGAAGUUAGUUCUUUUUUGAACUUCAUAUUAAGCUAAAAUAAGCUUAAAAAGAUCAAGCGUUCGAUUUGAAAAUAGGAAAAAAAAUUGAACGCUCGUUUACAAAGAUUAUCUUGAGCUCAUAGAAAAAAUCAUCUAUACUCCUCAGAAAGCCAUCUGAGACGUAAAUCUCAUAAUUGAUUGAAUUUUUGUUGAAUCCCAGUGGAAAACACUCGGAAGCAAACAUUUUUUUAGCCAUUCCUGUUACUUUACCUACUACAAAAUGAACCAGAUCUGCUAUAAACGAAAGAAAAAAAUCAAAAAAAGUUUUUUACUCUAGUCUAAAAAAACUCGAGAAUAAAAAUCUCACUUCACGAAUUCCAUCCUCAUUGCUUCACCUACCAGUAAAUAACCUAUGAAAUGACCUUUGAAUUUUCGGCGCAACCUCAGAUGUUCCGGUCGGAUGUUCUCAUUUUCCAGUCUUUCAUAUUUCCGCCUCAUUUCUUCUCACCCUUCCGCGAUGGCAAUAAUAAUUGAGCUAGAAAAAACUUCACUGUUUCAUGCCACUGUAUUUCACUUGCAUUUUUCUUUAUUCUCAAUCCUCCGCCAGCUCAGAAAUGAAGAACUGAUGCAAAUUUGAAUUUUUUGCUGCUGUGAAAGUCCUUAUCGAGUAUUUUCUCAAACCAGCUGUAGAACAGUUAUAUCUACUGUUUUUGCAGUCUUUUAAGAAUUAGUUGGUUAAAAAAGCAGUUAUUCAUAGAUUCAAAGCUUUGGUUCAAAACUACUUGGAUCUCAAAUUUUUUUUCUUUCUUUAAUUUUUUCAGUCUUGCUCUUUUCUUCACCUGUUAAUAAUAUUGAUUUCACUAUCUAUUUCGUUUCGUUCUGUCCCUUUUGAGCUAUUUUCCUUUAAAAUGAUACAAAAACACUUAAGGAGCCCCUUCAUCUAAACUGUCAGCACAUGUUCAAGUGAUGACAAAUCGUUUUAUAUUUUUGAUCGUCAUUUCGACCAGCUUUAGUUUUCAAGCAACCGACUUUGAAAAUGCUCGGGUUAUGGGUAAGAUCUUCCGAUUAUCAUUUUUCAGUUAUUAUAUCCAUUUUUAUUUCAGGCGUGCCUCAGAUAACUUGCUCAAAGAAGAGUAUUUCUGUAAAUAUUGACACGAAUAUCCCGUUUCAAGGAAGAAUAACGGUUGAAUGAAGUUUUUAUUUUUGGAGGGCAAAAAAGGAUUGCAGACAGUAAAUCGAGUUUACGUUCCCGACUGUAAUGAAGAUUAUUCAACGAAUAUCCAGAAGAACGCGUCUUUUAAAUUGGAUAUCUCACGGUGUACAGACGUUCUUUACCUCAAGGUCUGUCAGUUCACAACCAAAAAAGAACUCUUUCGACAAAAUAAUCUCAGGAAAAUCCGUUGUGUUAUUUUAGGAAACUUGAAAUUUUCAGUUAUGGUAGUUGGAAGAUCAAGGUUCCAAUAAACUCAAACAAUCCUCAAGUAUCCCUUGAAUGGUCAAAUCACAAUAAACAAGAAAAACACAACUCUUAUGUAAUAUUUAUUGUUCUGAUGGGAGUAAUUGAAGAAUGGUUCGCGUGUUCUGACGGCUUACGUGGAAAUCGGGUUCCAUCCACUUGUCAUAACCAACAGUGACCGCAUCUACGCCGUCGAAUGCCUCGACAAUACGGCGCCGCCUGCACUCAGCGUCCCGACGCCGGAAGACUAGUGAGUUCAAUAGAAAAAGUUUGAGGGUUAUUACAUUUUUGGGAAGGUCUCUCGGCUCAGUUUAAAAAGAACACUCUAAGUACAAAUCAAUGAAAAAACCAGCACUUUUUGUUUUUUGGUCAAAAAAAAAUCGAAAUUUUCCUCAGGCUCUUUUGUUAUUUCUUUAUAAGGCACAAAGUCGACUCUGAACUUGUCGUGGUUUAUUUUUCUCACAAAACCAAGAUUUUGAUUUUUCUUUUUAUAGAAGUUACUUCAGUUUUUGUAGGAAGAUGUUUGUGUUUUUUCGGUUCUCUGCAGUAUCUGAAGUUGCGAAAGAUAAUGAGCAAAAAACCAUGAAGGUCUUUUCUUUUUUUCAAACUGGGAAUUGCUUUAUGAUCUAAUUUCCCCUACACUAAACAAGAUUUUUUUUCCAUAAGUCUCUCUGUAGAUUUUUUUAGGUCAUACACAUCCAACCAUGCUUUAAAAGAGACUGAAAGAACUACAAAAUUUUUUUUGCAAUCCAAAACCAUUGCAAAAACGGCCAGUAUAUUGUCAACGUAAAAAAAAGUGUCAUUAUUAUUUUUGCAGCAACUGUACACAUUUGGUACGAAUGGCUUCAAAAUGGGAAAGCGUGUCCGACUUCCAAGUCGGCGAUGCCAUAGUUCAUGAGUGGAGCUGCACGAUCCCGAACAAAGGUAUAUUGAUAAUUAUUCGAGUACAGCAGCAGCGUUUCAUAAUGUUAUUGAUACUUUUUGUGCAAAAAAUAGUUGAGUCAUUGUUUGAUCAAGACAAUUCAAAUCGGAAGCAAAAUCUGGCAAACAAGUAUUAAUUUUCUGAAAUUAUUGGGAUACUACUCAUAUUGACACAUUUUCAUUUUUUGUUGGCUUGAAAAGAAGUUUUACAGAGCUCGGGAAAACUCAAAUGUUCCUGACCAGUUGCAACGCAGUUUCACAAAAUGGAAACGUCAUUCAUUUGAUUGACGAGACCGGGUUCCAAGCUCUAAAUUUCUUUUCAUAUUAAUUCUUGGAAGAUUCCAGAUGUGUCAUUGAUUCCGAACUGAUGGGCGAUGUUGUUUAUAAUGCGUUUGUUCCGAAAUUGUAUUCGAGAGCAAAAAUCUUCAAACUAUUGACCGAUGAAAAGUGAGUCUUUUUGUAAUUAUUUUGUUUUCUAUUUCGAGGCAAGGUUCCGCAUAGAGUGCUCUUUGGAAUUCUGCCACAAAAACUCUGCCUGCAAGGAUCGCGCGUUUGUAAGUGUCGUCAACAUUCCGAACAAAAUAUUUAUGUUCAUGCAGCCCCCCAAAUGUGCCUUCACAAGGGAGGAAAUACUGAAGAGAUUUGCGGAGGAGCGAUCGGAAAACGACGGCGUCAACACAAUUCAGCAAGGCAUCAGCCAAAUCUCUGAAACUUUGCCAAGAGCUAUUUUAGGCACACCUGUGUUCGGUUACGACCGAAGGGUUCGCGUUAGCACUGAUUGGCUGACUGUUAAACACAACCAAUACACCAGUGUGAAUCAAAUAAACGAACGUAAAACAACAAGAAACUUUUCGGAAGUUUCGAAAAAUUGUUAAGGUUAUCGAUUGCUCACCACCAUGGAUCCCAACUUCAAAGAGGACGUUUCCGCGCCAGUCGAUCAUUUCCUUAUGUCAAUUUCAUAUAGGUAAGCAAAGCCACAAAAACUUUCCUGAAUUUAUGGAAAUCCCAACUUUACGACCUUUCCUUGUUCUUGCAGAGACCAAGCGAAACCAAAAAAACGAGAUAAGGCUGCCGAAAGUCAGAAGAUUGAAGCCGCUCGGAGCCUUCAAAGCGUAGCUCAACCUAUUUUGAGUCCAGCUGUCGUGAAUAAAAACCUCAACGUUCACUUCAAUCUUUCACUUCAGGAAUCGGAAGAAGAUUUCAUCGAAUCCAUCACGUCCAGCAGCAAACACGUCGAAACUCUAGAAAUAACAGAGAACAAGUUGUUCAAACCAAUUGUGGAUCUAUCCAAGUUGGGUCCGGAGAAAAAGCUGAUUGAAAAAGACCCUUCAUCAACUGUUGUGCCAACAAUUUCUGUUACCAAUUCUACUGUUUCUCCCCCUACAACUUCGACAGGGAAAUCCACUAGCCCUAGCAGAAUGGCAGAGGAAAAGCCGCUCACAUCCGCCAAACAGUAAGACUUGUUUUCAUGAAGUAGCUUUUACCAUUAACUUAGGGGCAGCAAUCUAAAAAAGAAGAAGAAAGAAAGUGUCCCUGUUUUCGGCACCAUUACUGAACAAGUCCGAGGCAACGCUCAACCUGAAAAGUUAACGCGACAAUCCACUGAUAGCAGUCAGUUCGAAAACGCUCGACCUCCAGAAAGACCUCACAACAGUCCUGCUCAAAUUCACUUCUAUACCGAUGCAACAAAGUUUUUCAUUUUCAUUUUAGCUCUGAAAUCAUACUUUCCCCAGAAAAUUUACAAGAACGACACCUUAUAGUUCACGGAAAAUGACAACUGCGCCUCCAAAGAUUACAUCGUCUGAAGUAAAAACUCUUGACCUUUCUCUUUGAAAGAAACCCGAUAUGUUAAGAAAACCACGGACUUGCCGUUCAAAGUACAAGAUACAACUUUUAUGCAGCUGGUUCGAGAGGAAAAAAAACAUGGUCAUCAACCACGUAAGUUUUGAGCCAUUUGAGGAUGAGGAUUUUUUCAAUUAUUCAACAUGAAAAAUAAGGAAAAAGUCUAGGAAAAAGUUGGUUGUACGAACUCCCUUGCGUUUAUAGGACAUUGAAAUAAGUCUGCAUUUUUUUCAAAUGUUUGGUUUGAACUAGAGAAAGGAUUUAAAAACCUUAAUUACUCAAAAGCUCAAAUUUUAAGAAAAGAAGCUUCAAUGUUUUAUUAAUUUGUCCUGGAAAAGUACGCGAUCUUCACUUUGUGAGCAUUGGAGCGUUCCAAAUAAGCUUCACGCUGAUUUUUAAAGUUACUUUUGAGCGGAAAAAUUUUUCACACGCGCUAAAUAUAAUUUUCCUCAAGAUAUUUGACCGCUUUUUAGAAAACCAAAAGAUCAAGGUUUCUUAUCAGGAAGCAGAAUGGCGAACAAUGGAGCUGAUUGGCGUCUGGAUGACGUGGCCUUGAACGACACUGAAGUGACCCCUGAGAAACAAGUUUCCUGCGCUAACGCUACAAUCAUUUCGGUUAGGCAGAUUCCAGAAAGUUUGCGAAGACGUAAAAAAAGAUUUUUGGCUAAUUUUCGACAGUUUUCUUGCUUUCUGAAAAAUUUUUAUGUAGUUGAGAGAUACAUAAAUGAGACAUUUUUUGAAAAUUUUCAGGGGCAGCCGCUCUGCCGUUGGUCUGGCGUUGAGCAUCUCCUUCUGAUCUGGUCUUUCGCCUCGUUGCUCGUUUGGAUGGUGAUGAUCGCCGUCUGUUUCUACCGUCAUUCGAGCCGAAAACCUCGGUGGAUGACUUUCAGGUCGGAGUUUCAAAACUUCGAAAAGUUUAUGAAACAUUGAAAAAACUGCUUCAAUUCAGAAUUCAUUCAACGAUCAAAAAAUAAUAGUCCAUUUUUUGAUAAUAGAACUUUUUACAGUUUUUUUGUCUUUUGAGUAUUUUUGAGUUAGCUGAAGCUAAUUACGCCUCUCGAAAUCACGAAAGAUUUUAGGUUUCCAAUAUUCUGCUGGGCGAAAUCUCCCACUGUGAAGCUAUAAAUUUCGCAUUUCCGUGAAUUUAUUCAAAAAAAUCUUGAGACAUUCAAAAGUGAGACAACUUUAUUCGUAAUAAAAUCUUUUCCGUUCUUUCGGAAACGAAUCUUCACACUUUCCGUUUGCAAUGGAAAGCUUUGAAUGAUUGAACUGUUUCAGAUUUAUUUUCCAGGCUUUCCUUGAGUUAACGAUUCGUAAGCAAUAUCGAGAGUCGAGUCUCUUUUGCAAAUCUGAACAAAAUCGAGGAAAUUACAAGAACUUCAUCGAGUUUAUCGCUUUUCGGAAUUAUCUUCGAAGUUAAAAAUCCAAUCGUUUGAUUUCUGAUCUCUUGUUAGGGGUUAGAGGUCAACUAUUGGUUUUUUUCUGUUUUCCAUAGACGCAACCAUGAAAAGGUCAAUUUGCAAUGGGGGUGUUUUCCACGCAGACAAACAGAUCAGAAACCAAUCUUUGAAAGUUAUUUCAGUGUCAAUAGUCUAUUUAUAGAUAUUGCAGAGAGCAGGAGCUGAAGCGAGCAACGCAGUCGCGCGUUCUUCAGCACGAGCAUCCGUGGCUCCACGCCGACGCUUUCGAAGAACGCAACCGUGGAAAACACGAGCUCGACAUCAACAAAUUCUGA